AUGGCGGAGAGGCGGCCAAUCUACAGGGAGCCCGGCAAGCCCCGGCGGCCGCCGCGCUCUCAGGGCAGUGGAAAAUUUUCAGUUCCGUUGUGGGAAAAGAAAUUUUGCACUGAUGCUUGUGCUAUCCCCUGGGCUAAACUGUGUGAGACCAAGAGAUUGAUGUCUCUGUACAAAAGUGUGGUUGAUUGGGAUGACUCAGCUGCAUUAGAAGCCUUCAAUGAGGCAAAGGCGCGCUUCUGUGCUGUAUAUCAUGGUCAACAUUAUGAUAUCCCUUUGCCUGACCCAAGCAUGUUUAUCGAUAUAAUCAACCCAGAUGAAUAUGUUGAUCCUGAAUUGGUGUCUGAUCUGGAGAAAUCACGUCGUCGUGUUCCCAGAAAAGAUAAUGGUGUUCCUGAUGUCUGGGACUCUUUUAUUUUCUCUGACAAGCCAGUUCCAGUUACAGGAUGGGGUGACACGGAGACCAGCUUCACUCAUGGCCAGCAGCUCUCUGCAAACUGGGACAAUCAGUUAAAACACUCAGUUGAAGCAAAUAAGCUGAUGUUGGCAAAUUGGGAUUAUUCUGUCAAGCAACCUGCUCAAACAAUUGAUCAGCAAAACUCAGGGAACUGGGAAGUGUAUGAGGAACAGCAGGAUCAAACCAGCAGCUGGGGGGAGCAGACGAAUCCUUGCAUUACCAACUGGAUCAUGAGGGAUGGCUCCCAAGGUGCUUGGAAGCAUGAUUACAGCUGGGCUCCUGCAGCUAUUCAGACUGAUCCAUGGGACAACCAUCAAGGUAGCUAUGAGGUGCCUGACAGCCAGGGUGUGUCAUAUGGACACUGGACUCACUGGAGAAGGCGAAACAAUGACUUGGGUAGAAGAAACACCAGGAAUAGAGGAGGCCCCAUCAGCUCAAAGCCAAUGAAAUCAAAGUACCAAACGGAUGAACACAAUGGUGCAAACAAUGGUUGGAGGAACUGCCGAGUAAGGAAUGAUAUGCAUUAUUACUCCUAUGAGCAAGCUGAUUAUACCAAGCAGUCACUAGCUAUGUGA
Messenger RNA from Miscanthus lutarioriparius, 1029 nucleotides. NCBI's taxonomy places the organism in Eukaryota, Viridiplantae, Streptophyta, Magnoliopsida, Poales, Poaceae. The record is from the annotation of a GenBank genome assembly.